Molecule: messenger RNA, 306 nt
Organism: Symbiodinium pilosum
Lineage: Eukaryota; Dinophyceae; Suessiales; Symbiodiniaceae
Source: the annotation of a GenBank genome assembly
AUGGAGCGAGAAAAAGCACACCAUGAAGGAGGGCGGAGGGGCCAAGACGAAGCAAUGGCUGAUGGACAACCGGACUAUGGCGGACCAUGCCUUCGCUUGGGCGCGCGCGAGAGGCCUCGUGAGCAAGAACCCGAUUCAUGGCGAGGAAGAAGCGGAUAUUCCCUUGGACAAAGAGUGGACUCGAACUACGGAGAGUGGAAAUCGCACCGAGUUUCAGGGGGUGGCAGCAAUGGAUGUGUCUUGCUAGCUUACAUGUGUAGUGCGCAAACAUGUCCCUCUCAAUCCCGAUUAGGAAGCCCCCUAUAA